AUAAAUACGCGCGACGGAAAACGAGUUGAUAAUGAGUAGGAUAUCAGGAUAAGCAAACGAAAUGAUGCCCAACGCGCUUCAACUUUCUGUGGUGUUUACUCACAUCCUUUCCACUUGCUUAGCGAGACGCGAAGCUUCCAUAUCUGUCAAUGGAUGUUCUACCAAAAACCAGUACAACACGCUUCAGAAUAUUACAUGUGAUGUUGCCAAAGACAUCUUCGCUGUAAAGUUCAUUAUACUAUUUCUGUAUUGUCUGAUCGCCUUUGUCGGACUUGUCGGGAAUAUUCUAGUUGUUUGGGUGGUUUCCCGCACAAAAUCAAUCCAAACCAUCACGAACAUCUUCAUCGCAAAUCUGGCCGUGUCGGAUAUUCUAAUGUGCUUGGUCGCAACUCCGUUUACACCUGUUUCUCUGUACAUGGAGAGUUGGACGUUGCCCGAGGCAGUUUGCAAGCUACUCCCGAUUACCAUGGCUGUAUCUGUGUACGUUUCAACCCUCACCUCAAUGGCUAUCGCUUUGGACAGAUUUUUUGUUAUUGUUCAUCCGUUUAUUCCACGAAUGAGGAUUUGGCUUUGCUUUUUUAUUAUUAUUACUAUAUGGGUUGUCGCUGUGCUAAUCUCACUUCCGUUGGCAGUGUAUCAUCGGAAACAAUCCAACGACCAUGGAAGAGUUUGGACCUGCCAGGAACAUUGGCCUAAAGAAUCCUCACGCGAAGUGUUCACCAUUGUCAGUUUUUUCCUGCAGUUCAUCGUGCCCUGUGCUAUCAUUUCUGUGUGCUACUUUCGUAUCAGUUUGAUUCUUCGAAAGCGGUUACGUAACAAAAUCGGAAGCGGUACUAAAUUGCGUCUGCAGGCAGAAAACGAGAUCCGGCGAAAGAAACGAACAAACAGUAUACUAAUAGCCAUGGUUGCGAUAUUUGUCAUUUGUUGGAUCCCGUUAAAUGUGCUUCUCACGGCCAUGGAUAUAUUAAGUGAAGUUAGAAUUCAAACUCUUCUUGGACCACAGUAUUUUACUCUAGUUUUCUUUGUUUGUCAUUUGUGUGGAAUGAGUAGCGCAGUCUACAAUCCAUUCUUGUAUGCUUGGAUGAAUGAAAACUUUAAACGUGAAGUUCAUCGUAUCCUACCAUGCUUUUGCUCUCAAGCCGGACAGACUCACAACACACAGCAACAAACUGCUGGAGCGGAAUACACAGCACUGGCAACCAAUGGGCGUCAACUGACCAUACCAAACCCUUCAUUUGCAGAACAGCCCGUACAGCUUUGCAUGAACCCCAUCAAUUGCGUUGGAGAAACGUGGACUGACGAACGGUCAGUAGUCCGGACGGAGCUACGGGCGAGUGAGGCAAGCGUCAAGUGUUCCACAUUUUCUACAUCAGAAGAAAGGAUAAUGGCUGCCACAAAUGCAUCCUGUUAA
Messenger RNA from Opisthorchis viverrini, 1411 nucleotides. RefSeq lists its product as hypothetical. Lineage: Eukaryota; Metazoa; Platyhelminthes; Trematoda; Opisthorchiida; Opisthorchiidae. Gene Ontology annotation, cellular component: neuron projection; plasma membrane. Gene Ontology annotation, biological process: G protein-coupled receptor signaling pathway. The transcript has 2 exons. The coding region runs from base 62 to 1411 and encodes 449 amino acids. The record is from RefSeq and is a predicted model, not a curated record. Gene Ontology annotation, molecular function: neuropeptide binding; neuropeptide Y receptor activity.